This is a messenger RNA of Penaeus monodon (black tiger shrimp), 2791 nucleotides long. Its product is annotated as carbohydrate sulfotransferase 3-like. Gene Ontology annotation, molecular function: N-acetylglucosamine 6-O-sulfotransferase activity. The record is from RefSeq and is a predicted model, not a curated record. Gene Ontology annotation, biological process: sulfur compound metabolic process; N-acetylglucosamine metabolic process. Lineage: Eukaryota; Metazoa; Arthropoda; Malacostraca; Decapoda; Penaeidae.
UUCUUUGCCCAUCUCAGUCUGGCCUGGGAUCCCGCCCUGCCAACACUCCUCCGUGGUGGUAUCUGCCGUGCCAACCCCGCGCCCACGUCCGCGAUCCUUUGCCCUUCUCCUUGGCUUUACCGAAGACAAGGCUAACCUAGAGUGUUAAUUCCCUUCGGUGUUGGAACAGUCCCUCGGCCUCGAGCCGCCGUUCGUUGAAGUGCGCCAUGACAUGCAAGCGCUUGUCAAUAGUUACGAAGAGCAGGGGGGAGUAAAUGCAACUCGUUCACUCUCUGGGCCCAAGAGCGGUGGGAGCGAGACUCGAGUGUGUGUGAUAUGUCAAGCGGUUACGACUUCUGUUUUUUGGCCAUGUUUUGCCUGUGACGUCGCGUCGUGCUGAAGGAACACCCUCUGUCUACCUCAACAUUCCCGCUUUGAAAAGAAGAGGGAACUAAGACCCCUUUUAAGAUCAGUGCUUAUAAGUAAAAAAAAAUAUAGAUACAUAUUUAUAUAUAAUAUAUAGAAAAUCAAAUAAACAAAACCAAAAUGUGUGACUUAAAAGAAGAAUCCCCUAAAGCCACUGAAAAGUCUUUGGAAGAUAAGCCAGUGACAAAUAACGAGAGUGAAAGGCUAAAGAACACAAAUCCGACGGACGACACAAAGACGCACGCGGAGGAAAGUGCCCAAGAGCCAAAACAACUUUCAGAAGACGCAAGGAGCACGUGUUCGAACAGCUCCUCCGACACGUCGUCCUCGGCUUCGUCUUCGGGCGCUUCCACCGCCUCCUCGACGUCCUCCGGGGCUCCAAGCACCGCCUCGGAGGGGGAGCCGUCGAGAGUGAUCAAGAUCGAGGACGCGGGGAGGCAGUUCGGCGUCGUGGAGCCCACCAAGCCCAAGACCUGGUUCGCGGCGUUCAAUUCCCUUCCACCGAGGACUCGCCAGACUGUGAGGACGGCCGUGAUCGCCCUCGUGUCCGCCCUCGCCUUGGUGGCUAUCUUCCAUUUAGCCAAACUUGCUGAACAUCCUGUAGCUCAAAAGGAAUCAACUGCAACGUUGGAUGUAGGCAUACCUGAGUCACAAAUAGAGGUCGAGAAAGUAUAUAAGUCCAGAGCAGGGAAGGCAGUUAAGAAGCAAGGUGCUGGCGGGGAUGAGAACGAAAGCGAUGGAGUGGAGCGGCCCGCCGUGCCCGUGGCCCACAUGAACCUGGCCCACAGUCCGGUGCAGGACAUGCUGGCCCGGGCUCGCAACCGUGCCGGCGGCGCCAAGCACCCUCUGCUGGGCAUCCCGAUGUCGCCCGAGAUCGAAGAGUGGGAGAUCAAGCGCCUGAACCGCCUGGACAGGUCGCGCGCGCGCCCCGCCAACGCCACGGAGAUCAAGCGGACGCUGAGCCUCGUGCAGACGCGCGUCGACACUGACCGCAAGGCUCUGGUGAGCAAGGACCUCCGGAUGUGGGCGCCCGGCGAGGCGCCCCUGAGGAUCCUGCUGGUGACGACGUGGCGGUCCGGCUCCACCUUCCUGGGCCAGGUGCUGGCCCACCACCCCGCCGUCUUCCAGCAUUACGAGCCCCUCAGUCCGCAGGGCAUCAAGCAGGUCCGGUCGGGGCGCGACGCCAUCCAAGCCCAGCAGCUGCUGCACCGCCUGCUCGACUGCCGCUUCGAGGGCAUGGACGACUACCUGAACUACACGCGCUCGCACCCCGAGGACAUGCUGGGCCACAACAAGAUCGUGUGGGAUUCCUGCCGCCACGGACCCAACACCAACGCCUGCUACAACGCCACCUUCCUGACGCAGGCGUGCCAGAUGUUCCCUAUCCAGCUGGUGAAGACCGUCCGCCUGCGGCUCAACCUCACGCAGCUCUUCCUGAACGACGAGAGGAUGAACCUGAAGGUGGUGUUCCUCGUCCGUGACCCUCGCGCGACCAUGAGCUCAAGAUACUCCUCGGUGUCCUGGUGCUCGGAUAAGCCCGACUGCUCCUCGCCCGAGGUCCUGUGCUCGGACUUGGAGGGAGACCUCAAGGUGGCCACGGCGCUGCGCCACCUUUACCCCGACAGCUUCACGAUGCUCAAGUACGAGGACCUGGCGUCGGAUCCCCAGGAAGAAAUCCACAAGCUGAUGGACUUCCUGGGGCUGGAGUUCUCGUCCGAGAUCGCCCAGUACGUCAAGGAGAACACGGAGAAGGACGACAACUCCCCCUGGAGCACCAAGCGCAAGUCGUCGGACCGGAUCUCCCUGUGGAAGAAGCAGCUCCCCCUGCAGGAGAUCCACACCAUCCAGAACGCCUGCGAGUCGGUGAUCAAGACCCUCGGCUACGAGAUGGCCGGACAGUGAUUGGCGCGAGAGACGGACACAGAGACAGAGGUCGACACCUGCCAAAAAUGAAACUCGAACCAGUCACAGGGAAUCUCAGGAUGGAGAGGCGGCCGCCGUCACCUCGUUAGCACCUCCUGACGAAGCAUUGUUCAUCCUGGACAAUCUCAGCCUCACUCAGGGCACCUUAACCGCAACUUGGCUCGUCCACGCAUGAUGAGGCAAGCUGGACGGUUUGCCAAGCGGACUGUCAUGUGUUAUGCUAUGAGAAAGUAAUUUUGUUAAAGUGAAUAUUUGCUCUAUUUUACCCUCGAUACUACAGCUGCGAAAAAAAAUGUCGAAAAUGUCAGUUUUCCACCUGAAAUGAAACAACUUUUGAGCUUGUACAAACUUAUAUCCAGAUCUUGAUUGUUAUGCGGAAUAGGUAAAUGAGCUGUACAUUUUCAUUUAUUUAGUGUUCAAUUCUCCUUUUCAAAAUUCAUAAGAUUCAUCAGUGGAAAAAAAA